UAAAGUCCCUUUCCUUGUAGUCUUUCCUUUCCCCUUCACCGUCUAUGACCAGCCGUCUCUCUCCUCUUCUCCUCCCAUCGUCGUCUUCUUCCUUCUUCCUUCGACAUUUCCACUUUUGCACCUCUGCUGCUGCGUUCGGUGUUCUGUCUCUCAGAUUCUUGUUGCGUUUGUUUGAGGCUUUGGAAGGCUGAGUGGUUUUGCGGUAUCGAGACUACCUUAGGAGUUAAGAAAGUCGUCAUGGUGAGUCCGAUGGAAAACGAGGAGAUUGGACCUCCGUGGUUGAAACCAAUGCUGAAGGCUGAUUACUUCAUUCCGUGUGCGUUACAUUUGGAUUCCAACAAAAGCGAAUGCAACUUGUUCUGCUUGGAUUGCAUGGGGAAUUCCUUUUGCUCUUACUGUUUGAUUCAUCACAGUAGCCAUCGAGUUCUUCAGAUUAGGCGAUCUUCGUAUCAUAACGUGGUGAGGGUGAAUGAGAUUCAGAAGUAUAUUGACAUAUCGUGCAUCCAAACGUAUGUGAUUAACAGCGCCAAGAUUGUGUUCCUGAAUGAAAGACCUCAGCCCAGACCCGGCAAGGGAGUGACCUACACUUGUGAGAUCUGUGCUCGCGGCCUUCCAGAUUCCUUUCGAUUCUGCUCUCUUGGCUGCAAGUUAAAUGGCAUGAAGAGAGGCGAUCAAGAGCUGACAUUUUCCUUAAAGUUCAAACACAAUAGGGGAGACUUGCAAGAAUGGGAUUCAGAUGAGUCCUCCACCCCAAGGAAGAUCCACAGGGCCAAUGCCUUCAGCCGGCUUUCCGAUGGGCAUACUUUCUCGGCGCACGAGAGGUUCUCAAGCUCGAGCAGCUCCGGCGACGAGGGCGGCCACAAUCUCUCCCCGGCAACCCCUCCAUUGUUCAAUCACGCGAAUUCCAGCCGGCGAAAGGGCAUCCCGCAUCGUGCGCCCUUCUAACUAUCAUAGUGCAAAUUGCAGCCUCAGACUUUGAAGAAAGGUAAUGAAAGCAUAGGUAAAUUAUUGUCCUCCAUCUUUUAGCUGAAGGGUAAGAAAAUGUAUACAUAGAUCAAUGCACACACAUACAUAUACAUACAUACAUACAUACAUACUGUGUAUAUACUUGGGUUGGGUUGCUAGUGUACAUACAUACAUACAUAUAUCUAUACACACAUCUUUGCUGAAAAAUCUAAUUAGUGUUUCUACUUUCGAAGGAAUAUGAGCUCAAUGCAGACAAAAGCUACAUAUGUUUUCUUUGGGGAUAGCAUUUUGUAGGCUUUCAGUAGUAGUUUUAAUUUAUUAUUUAUUAAUGGUAGCAGUAUUUGUUUAGUUACAUUGGACUGUGUGUCUGGAAAUCAUUUUGGGUUGCUGAAUCAUUGCAAUACGUGGGAAGGGGGAACAGAAUUGGGUCCACAGCCAUUGAUGGUUUCCUUUUUGAGAUGCUCUAAUUUAAUCAGAUUGUUUAGUAGUUUUAGUAUUUAAUUUAGAUUUUUAGUAUGUGUGAAUUGGGGAAGGGACAAAAGCUGAGCUGAGCAGAGCAGAGCAGUGCAGUGCAGUGCAGUGCAGGUGUGCGGAGGAGGAGGAGUUGGAGGAGGAGUAGAUAGAUAGACUUGGAAAGUUUUAGUAUUUUUUAACUCAUUGAUGAUAAUGAUGAUGCAGACUCUCUCUGAGUUCUCUUUCUCAUUUAUAUAUAUAUAUAUAUUUUUAA
Messenger RNA from Andrographis paniculata, 1693 nucleotides. RefSeq names its product protein RGF1 INDUCIBLE TRANSCRIPTION FACTOR 1-like. NCBI's taxonomy places the organism in Eukaryota, Viridiplantae, Streptophyta, Magnoliopsida, Lamiales, Acanthaceae. The transcript is spliced from 5 exons. Bases 238 to 945 code for a protein of 235 amino acids. The record is from RefSeq and is a predicted model, not a curated record.